AUGCCACAUACACCACCAUAACAUUUCAACGCACCAUCACGGAAAACGCUGCUCACCAUACAGCCUACAGCUCAUGUAAAUGAUGGCCAAGCACCCUGAGCUAGAGAUGAUGCGAGACGAGCUGGAGGAUGUGCGACAAGAGAUCGGUUCGGUGAUUGCCCAAAUCGACACCGUCAGAGCAGAUCUGAACGGCGAAGACAGCAGCUGUGGUAUCGAGUCCAUGUGUUGCUGCUGUAAGCGGCGAGAUCUCCGACGGCUGGAGGACAGGCUGUGGCUCCGUCUCCACCAGCUGCAGGAAAAGGAGAACGAGCUACACCGCCAGAGGACUGCCAUUCUAUCACGGCCACUGCUGCCAGGGGAGUGCAGGUGUGUCAUGCCCGACAGGCACAGGCACCUCCGGAGGCGACCCGCUAUCACAAUCACCAUUGCUACUGCGACAGCAGCCUCCCCCGGUAUCACCAGAGGCUCCAGAUUCUCCACCCUGGCAGCAGCAGCAGCAACAGCAUUGUCCCCUGCUUCCGGACCGACGUUGGGUGGUGUCUACCUCAACGGCAGAAAAUCAUGUGGCGUUGACCCCGCGGGGCAGUGCUUCAGAAGCGAGGGCGGCUCCUGCUCCGCGGAUGGUUCAGGCGUCAAGCCAGCGGCAACCCGUUCCGGCCACACGGCCGAUAAGUCUUCGAAGAAGACCCUGUAGGCCGGGCUCUGCAGAGGACACGGGUUCUGGUGCAGAGUGAUUGAACGGUUAGAAUCAUGCUGGAAGUCCAGCGUUGAGAUUUGUGGAGCUGCUGUUUUCUGUUCGAGGUAUCAGGCCCUACACUCUGUGGUGUUCCCUCCUGUGUACGUUGUCCUCGCCGCCGUUUUACAGGGGAUACUCUGCGCUCGAAUAGACCUUGGAAUGAGUGCUCUCGACGAUGGAUUCAAAGUUACAUGGCUGUUGACGCGUGGGCUAGACAAAGUAAUGCUGCAUAUUGUACACACAGACGAUACCAAAACGAAACAGGGGGUGUGUGUCGCUGUUAGGUACAAAAGUACAUUUGGGCGAAGAGAGUUUCGCCGUUGACUUGCUCACGACGAGGAAGACCUCCCAUUAGUCGAUUUUUUUUUGGGGGGGGUUCGGGAAUUUAGAUUGUCUUGGUGCGGAGCGCUGAACGUCGAGUGUGUGGCGUCAUUCAUCGAGCCACGAUAUUCAAUGCGGUGCUGUAAAGCGCCUGUGCGCACCCGGCCUGGUGUAUCGCUGCACAAUUGUUGUAACGAGGGCUUGUCCCGGUUGGGGGGGGGAGUAUUCUGUUUGCUUCACAGGCGUUUCUUGGAGCUAGUUGUCCUCGUGUGGUUGGUUUGAGUGUUGGGCGUUGGGUGUGUUUUUGCCUCGUGCCUCGUCUUGUGUGCCCCGUCGUGUGUUCGAUGGUCUCGUGUACAUAUGCUCAGCCGGUUUGUUUUUUGUUUUUUGGCGUGUUGUGGUGGUGGCCGGGCGUGUUGUAUUGUUGUCUUGAAGAGUGUUUCGUGAUGUACAAUACAACGCCAACUUGGCGUUAGGUGGACGCUCUCUCCUAUCAAGUCGUAUCUACGUCCGCUUGGAGAUAUCGUGGUUGAUUUGCCAUCACUCUACUGCUGUUUGGUAGAUGAGCCUCCGGAUCGCUCCCUAGUCGAGCACCAACAGCUAACAGCAUAUUGGUGAAAUUGAGAGCGAGAUUGCGCGAUGCGCUGCAGCUGGACUACUGCUGUUGAGAGGUGGAGCUUGCUGUGUAGUUUGAAUUGAAGGGCCAGCCCGUAGCUACGAGCAGAUACCCCUGGUCAUCCUG
Messenger RNA from Ectocarpus sp. CCAP 1310/34, 1799 nucleotides. Lineage: Eukaryota; Phaeophyceae; Ectocarpales; Ectocarpaceae. The record is from the annotation of a GenBank genome assembly.